Messenger RNA from Erythranthe guttata (spotted monkey flower), 2016 nucleotides. Its product is annotated as leucine aminopeptidase 1. Gene Ontology annotation, molecular function: metalloaminopeptidase activity; manganese ion binding. Gene Ontology annotation, biological process: proteolysis. Lineage: Eukaryota; Viridiplantae; Streptophyta; Magnoliopsida; Lamiales; Phrymaceae. The record is from RefSeq and is a predicted model, not a curated record. Gene Ontology annotation, cellular component: cytoplasm.
AAUGAUCAAAGGAUUUGGUAGGCCAAAAACCAAGCGUUUCUUGGCAAUAUUAUCCAUAUUCCAUAUCACCAAAGAGUCGAACGUUUAAAAAUGGCCGCCAUUAGAGUAGCUUCCACUUCCCUCACCCUUCCUUCUUCAUCUUCUUCUUCCUCUUCUUAUUAUUACAAUUCACGUCCCUCGGUUUUUACGAAAUUCCGAUUCAGACCCAUCUUUGAUAUUUCCUUUGCAAUCGGACCCCUCUCUCCCACCAGAGCAAAGCGCAUGUCUCAUUCCAUUGCUCAUGCCACUCUCGGCCUUACUGAACCCAAUAAGACCGACCCACCAACGAUCUCAUUUGCUGCGAAAGAAACCGAUUUAUUAGAAUGGAAAGGAGACAUUCUUGCAGUGGGUGUAACCGAAAAGGACAUGUCGAAAGACGAAAAUUCGAAGUUCGAAAAUCCGACACUGCAGAAGCUAGAUUCCUACUUGGGUGGAUUGUUAUCCGAAGCCUCUUCGGAGGAGGAUUUCACCGCUAAGGCUGGACAGUCGACUUUUCUUAGGGUCACCGGCCUUGGUUCGAAAAGGGUCGGUCUAAUUGGGCUCGGAUCAGCCGCAUCACCACCCGUGGUAGCUUACCGCGGUCUUGGCGAGGCUGUUGCAAAUGCAGCCAAGUCCGUGCAGGCGAGUAUUGUUGCAGUCACACUUGCUUCUUGUGAUGGAAUCUCCGUCGAAUUGAAGGCUAGUGUUGCUUCGGCAAUAGCUACUGGAGCAAUGCUGGGUAUUUUCGACGAUAAUAGGUUCAAAUCAGAAUCGAAGAAACCAUCGCUCGAAUCAGUGGAGAUUAUCGGUCUUGGUAGUGGGCUCGAAAUCGAGAAAAAACUCAAAUACGCGCAAGGUCUUUCUUCGGGGAUCAUAUUUGGGAGAGAGCUCGUAAAUGCUCCGCCUAAUGUACUCACCCCUGGAGUUUUAGCUGAAGAAGCCACAAGGAUUGCUUCAGAGUACAGUGAUGUUUUUACAGCAAAAAUAUUGGACGAAGAGCAGUGCAAAGAAUUGAAGAUGGGCUCGUAUUUAGGUGUAGCUGCAGCAUCGGCCAAUCCUCCGUAUUUCAUUCAUUUGUGUUAUAAGCCUCUUAGUGGAGAAGUCAAAACCAAGCUGGCUUUAGUUGGCAAAGGGUUGACUUUCGACAGCGGCGGCUACAAUAUCAAGGCGGGACCCGGCUCUAUGAUUGAACUGAUGAAAUUCGAUAUGGGUGGCUCAGCUGCAGUACUCGGUGCAGCAAAAGCUCUCGCCCAAAUUAAACCUUCUGGCGUAGAGGUGCACUUCAUUGUAGCAGCUUGCGAGAAUAUGAUAAGUGGAACGGGUAUGCGACCUGGCGAUGUUCUCACAGCUUCAAACGGGAAGACAAUCGAGGUAAACAACACCGAUGCGGAAGGAAGACUCACACUUGCCGAUGCUUUGGUUUAUGCUUGUAAUCAAGGCGUAGACAAGAUAGUGGAUUUGGCUACACUGACUGGGGCUUGUAUAGUUGCUCUUGGACCAUCAAUUGCUGGUGUUUUUACACCGAGCGAUGACCUGGCAAACGAGGUAUUUGGAGCCUCGGAGGUUAGCGGGGAGAAAUUUUGGAGAAUGCCGAUGGAAGAAAGUUAUUGGGAGUCGAUGAAAUCGGGCGUGGCUGAUAUGGUCAACACCGGUGGUCGUCAAGGUGGUGCUAUAACCGCCGCUCUUUUCUUGAAGCAGUUUGUGGACGAGAAAGUGCAGUGGAUGCAUAUAGACAUGGCAGGACCUGUUUGGAGCGACAAGAAGAAAAACGCAACAGGGUUUGGUGUUUCCACAUUAGUCGAAUGGGUACUGCACAACUCUUCGUAAAUCGUAAUUUAGCCCAUUUAAUAUAAAAAAUAAUCUCGUGUAAAUUUCAUUUCUUUUUGUUUUUCUCUUUCAUCUUUGCCCCAUAGCUUGUAAGAAUCGUUAAAUUCAUUUCAUCGUAAUAUUUCGUUUUCUGAAUCCAGGACAUCGUAUAUUAAAUUCAUUUUAAAAAAG